AUGCCGGAACACAGUGGUUUAACCCAGGGUAUCAAACGAUCUACAUCAGAGGCAGACCCUGCUCAGUCAGCGCCUUCAAACUCCAAAAGACUCAGAGUCGAUCAGUCACUGGAAACGAGCACGAGACGGGACACAAAGAAACGUAAGAAGAGGAGAAAGAAAGAAUCAGUGGUUGUCAAAAUGGAUCAUCAUAUGCAGGACAGUUCGACGUCUCAGCCUCAGCGGCUGCCAGUGUCGGCUCGCAAUGAAGUUAUUCGAUUUACGUCUGCGCCACCGUCAGGAAGCAAGAGCAGGGUCCCGUCAGACCCUCUUAGUCACGAGAACGAUACCGAAAAUAAAAUUGAGGGGAAAUUACAAUCAGCUACUCUGAAAGGAAACAAUUCAGCUGAAACCGCUAAUCUUAGUGAUACGAAACAGUCUUCAAAUUCGCAAAACCCCUCAGAUGUUGUACCUGAAGACCGGAUCUCGCAACUGACAAAGGAAUUGGCAGUAAAGGGCGAGCUCCUGGCUGCGCAUCAAAGUGUUCUCAACAACAUUUGCCAAGCUCUGACGUGUCAGAUAUGCCUCGACGUGAUGUACAAGCCUUAUGCACUCGCUCCGUGCGGUCACGUGGCUUGCUAUGACUGCCUUGUUCAAUGGUUUAACGCUCCGCCUGCUGAUAAUAGACCUGCCGCACCAGCUAUUGUACGGAAAAAGACAUGCCCACAUUGCCGAGCAGUCGUGCGAGAUCGUCCCGCAGAAAUAUGGACUAUCAAGAAUCUAGCGCACCUCAUAGGGAAGAGCGACCUUGCCAACGUGCCUCCACAUUCCGAGGCGCAAGCUAACGUUGAUCGGCCUGCGGAUGCAGAUCCUUGGGAUGGCAUCUUCAGGAAAUCGGUCCACGGUUUCCUUCCCUGGUUACUUGCAGAAGAUGCUGAUGCUGAACCUCGUCGCGGAGAAGACGUCGGUAUGCUUGAUAUGGAGGACGGAGGGAUAUACCGAUGUCUGGACUGCAUGCAUGAGAUUUGGGAUGGCUUGUGUACGUCAUGCGGUAGGCGGUAUCCUGGCCACGAAGGAAGGGAGGAUUGGCCAGACUAUGAACUCGGUUUGGACUUUGGCGCAGGAGUGGAAGAGUUUGACCCUGAUGAUGAUCCAGGCUGGAUGGGUCUCGAAGAAGGCGAGGGGGAUGACGAAGAUGAUGGUUUAGCGAUUGGUGAUUGGUAUCCAGGUUUGCCGGUAUUCAGUUGGGGCGUUGGCUUCGAUGAAGAGGAUGAUGAUGAAGACGACGAAGACGACGAAGGAGAUGAUGAGGCUUAUGAGAGCGAUUUCAUCGAUGACGAGCACGACAUUGGAAUCCCUCCAGGCCCGAUACGACGGCUGCCGCAUAUACGUGAGCUUUCCGAUGACAGCGAUAAUGAAGACAGCCGUUCGCGCGUAGAUACUGAUCUCCUCUCCGAGGACGACGAGGAAGACCAACCACCACUUGCCAGUAGACUGGGCCGAACAGCACCCAUUGUAGUUUCCUCCGACGAAGAUGAAGAUGAAGAUGAGCCCGACAGCGUUUUUGCUCUGCGUCCCUCGCGUUCGAGACGCGGACGCCUUGUCGAAUCUGAUGAUGAGGUUGAUGUCCUGGGUUCAUCGGACGGCAGUAGCCAGUGACUCGUAAGCAUUAAUAAUAUUUUCCCUACAUAGAAGGCAUCUUCGUUUGAUCGACCUGGUAUGUGAUUUUCUAGUGAGACGCAAACUAUCGCCAGCAAUUUUUUUAU
Molecule: messenger RNA, 1745 nt
Organism: Suillus fuscotomentosus
Lineage: Eukaryota; Fungi; Basidiomycota; Agaricomycetes; Boletales; Suillaceae
Exons: 3
Coding region: 1-1638 (545 amino acids)
Biological process (GO): proteasome-mediated ubiquitin-dependent protein catabolic process
Cellular component (GO): nucleus
Molecular function (GO): ubiquitin protein ligase activity
Source: RefSeq, a predicted model, not a curated record